Molecule: messenger RNA, 2226 nt
Organism: Naegleria lovaniensis
Lineage: Eukaryota; Heterolobosea; Eutetramitea; Acrasida; Naegleriidae
Exons: 1
Coding region: 1-2226 (741 amino acids)
Source: RefSeq, a predicted model, not a curated record
AUGCUGGGAUCUUUUCCAGUGGAAAGUAACAAUGAAGCUUCUGCGAAUCGAAUCGUCCGUAUAAAACCAGUCACCAAUGCAGAUGCCUAUCAAUUGAAUCAAAUUGACAAUUCUCACUUACAGCAAUGGAUUGAUAAAAUUGAACAAUUAUUUCAUCACAACAACAAUUUUGAAGUGCGAGAAUCAACGAGUAUUUAUUCCAACAACACUCCCGAGAAUAUAUUAACAUCAAUAACUCAUCAAGAUCAACUUUUAUUACAUGAACAUUUACAACAAAUAUUUACUAAAAUAAUUCAAGAUAAUUUCACACUUUUUAAAAUAAUUUUAGAGGAGUAUCCAGCUUUGAUUCGACUCUUAGACACAAUAAUUUCAUUAUCAUUUCCAAAUUUGUUAAUAGUAGUGAUGAGACCUGUUCUAAAUCAUUUAUAUUUAUUGCUGUACAAAUCCAUUGUGGAAACUGGUGAUUUUUCUGACAAACCUAAAAUUAUCAACAAGUGCUUGAAUUUACUUGGAAAAUGUGUUCAAGUUAGCACGAACUUUGGUCACAACACAACAAUAACGGAAGUGUUAUUUGAAUUUGAGAAAAACCUUCCUGAUACUUCAAAACAUGCUAUGGAACAGUAUUUAGAGCAAACAAUUCUCGAGAAAUGCUAUGAUAUCAAGAUCAAUAAUAGAUCAUGGUCGACGAGUCGCAUAAAGAACUACCACGUGAGCUUUCUCAGAUCAUGCCUAUGUUUUGCAAAAUUAAGCAUUUUUGGACAUCCAUCCUGCCAUAACGCAAUGAAACAAUACAUUUCUAUGUUUAUUGACAAUGUCGAUUGGUCCACCUCACAAGAUAAUGAAAUGCUUACGCUUGCUCACGAACUAACAUCUAUUUCUGAGAAGGAUGAGGAAUUUGUUUCGUUGACACAGAAGGCUAAAAUAACAAGCGUAAAUAUGACUUUACUUUCUGAACUAUUCACAGAAUUACUGACAUCCAUGCUAAAGCAACCAUUCAAAUCAGUAUAUAAUUUCAAGGAAUAUCGAAUCAUUGCAGAAUGUAUUCGAACAAACGCAUCCACAUGCAUCAUCUUAGAAAAUUUCAUAGAAAAUCUCUUUUUAGAGUGCAACAAUAAUUUUAGGAUUCUUAAUGCUGCUCAUGAAAUUUUCUUACACAUAACAUUAACAUCAACGAAGGGCAUGUUAUUGAACGAACUGGAUAAUGGUUAUUUUUCACACUUAGUUGAAGAUGUUUCCAUCCAUUGGAUUAGACAUCAAUUCAAGCAUUAUGAUUGGUUUCUUCGAAGCAUGAUUUUUGCAUUUUCACAUGUUAUGGACCAAGAGAAACAACACUCAAGCAACAACCAGCAAUCUGAAAACACCUCAAUCAAAUUUUCUCAAACCUUAAUCUACAUGACACGAUAUAUCUUUGCCCAUGAUCUUUCCAAAGAUUUGGAGCUAGCACAAGAUUCACUUCUUCACAUCAUUCAAACUCUAUCUCAAUGCAAGAACUUUGAUCGCUCUCAAUACUUGAGCUUUAUCGAAGAAGAGAGCGAAGAUGAGAAUCAUGCAUUCUCAUUUCAACCCUUUCCAAUUCAUUCCCUCAUUCACUUGUACUUGACAAUGACUUUUGUACGAUACGACUCGAAGAAUUUCACGUAUGAUCAAGUGAUUGACUUUUUCUUGUUGGAGGAAAAUGAUUUUGCACGCUUCACUGAAAAAACCCUCAUCAUCCUACGAUGGAUGGAUCAAAUGAUUAUUCUGUUAAAUUCCUCCAAUACAGACGAUCAUACUGUAGGAAAGUUGUCAUUCAAUCAUUUACAAUUAUUACUUCUCUUGGGAUAUUUAAGGAUAUUAACACUGUUCAAAAAGAAGUGUCACAAGAUUGACAACAACAUGAACUUCUCACGGCAUCUCUCUUCCCUAAUUCUUAAAUUUCACGAGGAGUAUUACGAACCACUCUGUUUGUUAUGGAAGAAUCCAAAGACAUCCAAUCAAAACAACCACACUCAAGGCCCAUUCAUGACAUCCUUUUCCCAACGGCAGAAAGAAUCACAGAUAACAACCACUUCAACAACACAGCAACAACAAACUUGGAAUCCAUUGGGUGUUCAUCGAGAGAGUGGUAUUCAAAAUCAUCACUUGACCAAACACCAAACGCUCAUGAUUCCUCUCAUUAUUUCAACCUUCGAACGAAUUUCUCUGUAUGACGAAGAUGUCGAUGAAACAGAUGUGCUCAGUGCGUGA